This is a messenger RNA of Rhinopithecus roxellana (golden snub-nosed monkey), 1675 nucleotides long. It is a transcript of the gene PPP1R14D, whose product is annotated as protein phosphatase 1 regulatory inhibitor subunit 14D. The coding region runs from base 885 to 1493 and encodes 202 amino acids. Gene Ontology annotation, biological process: regulation of phosphorylation. Gene Ontology annotation, molecular function: protein serine/threonine phosphatase inhibitor activity. Gene Ontology annotation, cellular component: cytoplasm. Lineage: Eukaryota; Metazoa; Chordata; Mammalia; Primates; Cercopithecidae. The record is from RefSeq and is a predicted model, not a curated record. The transcript has 5 exons.
GACUAAACAAAAAUACCCUGCCUUAGAAUACAAGUAUGUAUGCCUGGAAGUAUUAGUCCCUGACACCUGUGUAUAAGUUAGGUCUGCAGGUUUCCUCUGUGUCAGGAAAUACAUGAAUCAGGGGAGGGUCACGUGGUCAUAAACAUGGCUUCCUAAGCAGUUGCCUCAGGCGAGCGGGCAUGGUAGACUAGGCUUGAUAAAUUUGCCUUUACAAGCAGGUAAACUGCCUUUAAAGGCCAGGCUGAUAACAGUUUACAUUCGGACACACCCAGACACUGGGGGCACUGGUCCCGUGGGAGCCACGGAUAACCGACCUCCAACUCCAUCCACCAGCUGGGACUCUGCCCCCAGUAGUGCUACGCUCUGAGCAAGAAUCCCUGCCAGCCAGGGACCCUGCUUCUGCAGAAUCUGACCACAGCUUCUCAGAGCCCAGAGUGGAUCUAGCCCCAAGAAGGUGGGAUACAGAGGGAUCUCAGGUGAGAACGACUCAGGUCUCAUUCCAGAACUGGCCAUAGAGCAGCAAUUGGAGCCCUGUACGCUUCAGGACCCCAGGGCCCCUUCCUCCUCGCUGGGCAUGGCAGCCUCUUGACCUUUGCUCAUCUGCAGUUUAUGCCACUUUGGGCCCGAGAAGCUGCAGAAAGGGAGGCUGGGGCAUGGCUCUGGAGUGCCACUCACUGGCUGGCAGUGAGGAGCCAGGAGACUGGCAUUCCCAGCACCAAAGUCCUAUUGAUCUUUGCCCUUGCCCCUCCCUGGGAGCCUUGGCCCUCCUCCUGCCUUUAUUUCUUCUCUGCUGGCCUUUCCUGUUCUCUGUCUCCUCACUUCCCUCCGUGGCCCUGCUCUGAACUGGCGUUUUUUUCCAACUCCUUGCCUAGGCCAAUCCUUCCAUGCUGUCUUCAAGCCCUGCUUCCUGCACAUCUCCCAUGCCAGACGGGGAGAACCCAUGUAAGAAGGUCCACUGGGCUUCUGGGAGGAGGAGGACAUCAUCCACAGACUCAGAGUCCAAGUCCCACCCGGACUCCUCCAAGAUACCCAGGUCCCGGAGACCCAGCCGCCUGACAGUGAAGUAUGACAGGGGCCAGCUCCAGCGCUGGCUGGAGAUGGAGCAAUGGGUGGAUGCUCAGGUUCAGGAACUCUUCCAGGUGGACACUCUUGCUCUGUCACCCAGGCUGGAGUGCAGUGGUGCGCUCCACUCUUUACAACCUCUGCCUCCUGGGUUCAAUCAAUUCUCCUGCCUCAGCUCCUGGAGUAGCUGGGAUUACGGGAUCAAGCAACCCCUUCUGAGCCUGAGAUUGACCUGGAGGCUCUCAUGGAUCUAUCCACAGAGGAGCAGAAGACUCAGCUGGAGGCCAUUCUUGGGAACUGCCCUCGCCCCACAGAGGCUUUUAUCUCUGAGCUGCUCAGUCAACUCAAGAAACUCCGGAGACUCAGCCGGCCUCAGAAAUAAGCCUGAAAGACCAUCUUUAGCAGCCUCAGCACUGCCAGGCCUGCCCUGAAACUCCAGAUCCUGGCUAAGAGGGAAAUAGCUCCUAGGGACACAAACCAGAAAUGUGAACAAGGAGGGACAUUUGUAUACUCCUACUGUCUGUGCGGUCACAACUAGUUUCUGUCAGCUGGGCUCUCUGGGAGAAAGCUGGCUGUUGUCUAAUGCCUUCCUUGGCAGCCAAGUGGAUAAAAC